AAAACCUUGUUUAAGACAAAAACCCAGGUACCACUUUAAAAAAAACUGUGUUCUUGGGUACCACUCAGCCUUAUCUAACUCUAAUGUGAAUCGAGAGUUUACUUGUGUCAAAGUGACAGAUAAAACUUGCUUUGCUGACAUGACUCGUGACAAAGUAAAAAAGACACACCGUCCACAUCAUCAUCGGCCAAAAUAUCAUAUUUGCUGCUUCCAGUGUUCUCCCCUUCGUCCUCUUCAUCGCUGUCCAGGGAAUGUUUGCCUUUGAAUCUGGAGCCUGGUCCACUCCCGACCUCACAAGUCUGCUUCAGGAUACACAAAGAAACGAGGGAAAAAGAGUGAUGUAAAGAACGUCAAGUGUUUAAAUGAAGGUGUGGAAGACAUCAGCAUUGGCAGAGUACGUCCGAGGAGGAACCUUCUAUCUGAACAGCCUGAGUUCUACUUGUGAGCGCUAUGAAGAUCCACAAGAAGAUUGUGAGUAAUUUCCUGUCCUGCACGUCUCCAGUGGACAAGGAAGGAUUUCUCUUCAAGAAGAAGACUAAGAAGGACACCUACCAGCGCCGUUGGUUGGUCCUGAAGGCCAACCUGCUCUUCUACCAGGAGCGACCCGCGGACCGCCACCUGCUGGGGGUCAUCGUGCUGGAGGGCUGUGCGGUGCGGCGCUCCGACGCAGAUGGCCGCUGGUCCUUCUGCCUGCUCUUCCAGGGUCCCGGGCUGAAGAGCUACAGGUUUGCUGCGGGAGACGAGGACACUCUGGACGGUUGGGUGAGAGCCUUGCUUUUCGCCAGCCACUCUUAUCUGUCCCUCAUGCUCCGAGACCUGCACAGACAGUACCAAGAAGCCAAACAUGACCAGAGUUCUGGUGGGUCACCUACAAGGGCCCUAAACCAGGACCCAGCUCAGCUAAACCAGCAAUGGUGGCUGCCAUCAACAUCAGUGGAUGGAGGGAAGAGCGCCGUGAUCACAGCAGCAAGUAAAAAGUGUCCCAUGAGAAACUCGUACGUCACACCUUUACACUCGCCAGCACCGCCGCACGCCGACUGGCCUUCGAUGGACUUCUGCAAACUGCACGACUACUUCGGCCAAGAGGUGAAGAAGGUUCGAGAAGAAUGGCUGAAGAGUCAGCAGGCGACUGCGGAGGAAGACUGUGAAGGAGAUCUUAUCGAUCUGCCGUGAAAGAAAAAGGAAGAGAGAUUAUGAGAAACUUGAUACUUUUCCAGUACUUUUGUGAAUUCAAAUUUGUCAAUUCAGGGGUGUCCAAACUUUUUCCACUGAAAAAUUAAAGAAUGCAGGGGCCAUUUUGAUAUUUUUAAUUUUCAAAACCAAUACAAUAUAUAUAUAUUUUUUAUACCCUCACUAAAAUCUCUAGAUCAACAUUCAUCGAUAUACAUUUUUUUGUUUUUUUUAUGUUUUAUGGCAUUUUUGUUAAAACCCAAUUUUUUAUGUCAAAAUCACGAAAUAUGCAGUAUUUUCCCCUGAAAAGAUUUCUAAGUGAAAUAUUUGAUGUGAAGUAAUUGGAGCCUCAAAUAGGUAAAUAAUUCAUAACGACAUUGAUUUUGAUUCAUUAUUUUUUUUAGCAAUGACUUGGUUUUUUUAAAGUCCCACUAAACUUCUUGGGGAUCCAAAAGGGCUCCACUCAUAAAAGUGUUAAAAAUAAGUCAUACUUUUUUUUUUAACCUUCAACACUCUUACGUCUCCACAUCAACUUCAGAUCAAUCCAUCAAUUAUAAUUUUUUUCAUAAUUUUUUCAUGUUUUUGCGUACCCUUUUUGUUAAAACAUUUUCAUAUGGCAAACUCACAAAAUAUGCAAAAUAUUCCCCCAAAAAAUAUUUAAAGUGGAAUAUUUCUUGUAAUGUAAUAGGAGCCUUGAAUAGGU
Molecule: messenger RNA, 1873 nt
Organism: Entelurus aequoreus (snake pipefish)
Lineage: Eukaryota; Metazoa; Chordata; Actinopteri; Syngnathiformes; Syngnathidae
Gene: pheta2
Product: PH domain containing endocytic trafficking adaptor 2
Exons: 6
Coding region: 451-1173 (240 amino acids)
Biological process (GO): receptor recycling; endosome organization; retrograde transport, endosome to Golgi
Cellular component (GO): early endosome; recycling endosome; trans-Golgi network
Source: RefSeq, a predicted model, not a curated record